Miscanthus lutarioriparius is the source of this 1542-nucleotide messenger RNA. Lineage: Eukaryota; Viridiplantae; Streptophyta; Magnoliopsida; Poales; Poaceae. The record is from the annotation of a GenBank genome assembly.
AUGGUGUUGAUCACAGAUGCAGUCAUAGCCAGAUACACUAGUAAGUUAGCUGAUCUGAUUGAAGACAGGGUGAUGAGAGCCCUUGGUGUAUCACAACAUCUUCAAGUGCUCAAAGGUCGUCUGGACUACAUGAAGAGCGUACUUGUUGAUGCUGAGGUGAAGAGGAUCCAUGAUAGUGCCAUCAACACCUGGCUGAACAAGCUGAAAGACAUCAUAAUUAAGGACAUUAACGAAAGACUUGAGAGAAUUUUGAAGGAAAGAGUUAUGCUUUGGUCGGAUAGAAUUAUCCCUGAGCAUACUAGCGUUCCUAAUGUAGACAUCAGACUGAUUCUUUUGCCAGAUGUUGUUGUUGGGGCAGAUAUUGUAAACAGUACCAAUGAGAUGGUUGAGAAACUGAUUGCUUUCAGAGAUGUGGAUUCAAAAUUUUGUGUUUUUGGCAUCGAAGGGAUGCCAGGAAUUGGUAAAACAACCUUAGCUAAGAAGAUAUAUAAUGAUCCAAGGAUAGAGGAGUUUCAGCUCAGGAUUUGGUUAUGUAUUACUGAAACUUUUGCUGAGAUCAAUUUUCUGAAGCAGAUGAUCCGGGAAGCUGGAGGAAGUGCGGAGCAGCAAACCACAGAGCGGAACUUCUCCCAAAUUCAUAAGGAUGCAAUUUCUUACUGGUGGGCUGCUGAAGGCUUGGUGAGCCACGAUGACCUUGUCAGAAGGAGCCUCUUGCAGCUACACCCAAGUUAUCUUGACAAGAGCAGAUCUACAACGCACGACCUUCUAAGGUCACUAUCCCAGUAUCUGUCAAAAGAUGAGUCUAUGUUCAUUGAUGCACGCACGAUUACAGAUUCUGUAUCAAUGUUGCGCCAUGUGGGGAUUGCUAAUGUUGGAGAGAGACUGCCAGCUGCACUGAAAAAGAUUGUCCGUUUGCGUACGCUGGCACUGUUUAUCAGCCCAAACUUUUCUAUCAUAAAUGGUGAAUUGUUCAGGAGGCUCAAACAUCUUCACAUUCUCAUUCUUAGUGAGACAAGCAUCAGGGCAGUCCCUAAAUCUAUAAAGAAUUCGGUGCAUCUGAGGGUUCUGGAUGAAUUCGGUGCAUCUGAGGGUUCUGGAUCUCAGCUUCACAAAACUCCAGGGAAUCCCAAAGUCAAUAGGGCGACUUCUAAAUCUUCACUAUCUUUCAUUGCUGGGUUGCAGAAGAUGCAAAUGAACCCUCAGCAGAUCCUCCUGAUGCCACAUCUCAAGCGCCUUAUGCUCAUCAACUGCCCCAAACUACAAGCUCUUCGAAGAGGUUGCAAAUCUGCCUGCAGUGGUCUGGCUCAAGGUCAGGAACAACAAAAGUUUGAGAGGGCUCUCCAAUCUGAGGAGUUUGGAGAGAUUGCUUGCCCAAGACUGUCCUGCACUAGGAAUUCUGAAGCUACAGAAAGUUUUCUUGGUAGACUGUCAUAUGGAGGAAGACAUAAGGGCAUGCUUUACCACAACAUUUGGGGGCUACAUUCUUCAACAACCGGCGGUGAUGACAGGGAUAUGUUUCCUAAUGAAUCGAUAUACAACUAA